Molecule: messenger RNA, 1518 nt
Organism: Sporisorium graminicola
Lineage: Eukaryota; Fungi; Basidiomycota; Ustilaginomycetes; Ustilaginales; Ustilaginaceae
Exons: 1
Coding region: 1-1518 (505 amino acids)
Biological process (GO): aspartate transmembrane transport; L-glutamate transmembrane transport; malate-aspartate shuttle
Molecular function (GO): L-glutamate transmembrane transporter activity; L-aspartate transmembrane transporter activity
Source: RefSeq, a predicted model, not a curated record
AUGUCGCAUUUCGUGCCUGCCAUGUUCAGGCCCAAGCCGAUUCACUGCGAGUCGGCUCCCCCGUCAGAACAGCAACAACAAGCCAUCCCGGCAAAUGCACAGCCCGCCAACGGCAAUGGACAGCACGGCGUCUACUGGAUUCCACACUUGCCCGGCGAGGGCCGCUUUGUGGUCAACGCAAAGCUCUACUCGCGCCAAGAUGCCGACCCUUCGUUCCAAGAGCACAUGGAGAAAUUCCGUCGCGAGGUGGCUGCGUCGUCGCCUGGCAUGCUCACGUACAAGACCUCGGUGGUGCGCGGCGCAACCGACACAGAGAACCUCAUCUGCCACGACCUGCACAUCUCCGACGAUUUGGAACCGCAUCCGCUCCCCUCAGACAAGGAAGCGCGCGAAGAGGUCGCAGCUGCGCGGCUCAAGGAAAUUCAGCAGGAGAAGAGGGAAAAGCCUGUCAAGAGCGCACUGGCAGAAGUUGGCAAGUCGGCCUACAACUUUGGUCUGGGUGGUAUCGCCGGUUCGAUCGGCGCUACGAUUGUCUACCCUAUCGAUCUGGUCAAAACACGCAUGCAGAACCAGCGCUCUGCCGUAGUGGGCGAGCCGCUCAUGUACAAGAACUCGUUAGACUGCGUCAAAAAGGUGUUCCGCAACGAAGGCCUGCGCGGCUUCUACUCGGGCCUCGGCCCUCAGCUGCUCGGUGUAGCUCCUGAAAAGGCCAUCAAGCUCACGGUCAACGACCUGGUGCGUGGUCACGCCAAGGACCCCAUCACGGGCAACAUUACGCUGCCCUGGGAGCUGAUCGCCGGUGGUGCCGCUGGUGGUUGCCAGGUGGUCUUCACCAACCCGCUCGAGAUCGUCAAAAUUCGUCUCCAAGUUGCCGGAGAGAUCGCCAAAUCGGAAGGAGCUGACCGCGUAGCUCGAGGCGCCGUGCACAUUGUGCGCCAGCUCGGUUUGGUGGGUCUGUACAAGGGUGCCUCGGCGUGUUUGCUGCGAGACAUUCCCUUCUCGGCAAUCUACUUCCCCGCAUACGCUCAUUUGAAGAAGGACACGUUCCACGAGGGCAGGGAAGGCAAGAAGCUCGGAUUCGGCGAGAUGCUGGCAUCAGCUGCCAUCGCGGGCAUGCCUGCGGCGUUCCUGACCACACCUGCGGAUGUGAUCAAGACGCGUCUGCAGGUCGAGGCGCGCAAGGGACAGGCGACCUACAAGGGCAUCGUCGACUGCGCCACCAAGAUCAUGGCCGAAGAAGGUCCCCGGGCGUUCUUCAAGGGAUCGCUGGCGCGUGUGCUGCGAUCGUCCCCUCAGUUUGGCGCGACGCUGGUGGCGUACGAGUAUCUGCAAAAGUUCUUGCCGUAUCCGUACGAGGAGACCGAGGUGGCUGACAUCCUCCGCGACGGCGUGCCAGGCGAAGACCCUUCGCGUACGCACGCCCGCCGUGCGCUACAGCUGCUCAUCGAGAUGCACGAAGACUUUGGCCGUCCUCCUUCCAACGCCACUGCCACUGCCACUGCUGCUGCUGCAAAGUGA